AUGUCGUCGUCCAUGGCCGCGGCCGUGUCGUCGCUCCGCUCCCUCCCACUCCACACACUCGUGCCGCUCGUGGCCUCGGCGCUCGCCUUCGUAGUCACCGUCUUCCGGCGCGUUCUUCGGCGGCAGCGGCCGGUGUACCUGCUCAACUACAGCUGCCACCUUCCGGACGCGGACCGGCAGUGCAACCUGGAGGUGUGCGAGUACUUCGGCCUCCGCUCCAAGCGCUACACCGACGAGACCGCCGACUUCAUGCGGCUCAUCUUCCGCAAGUCCGGGCUCGGGCAGGAGACCUUCGCGCCGCCCUUCAUCUUCUCCGGCAAGUUCGAGAAGACGCUGGCGUUCGCCAUCCAGGAGGCCGAGGAAGGCCUCUUCACCGUGGUGUCCCAGCUGCUGGCCAAGUCCGACGUCUCCCCGCGCGACGUCAGCGUCCUCAUCGUCGCCUGCUCCAUGUUCUCCCCCCAGCCGUCGCUGGCGUCCAUGAUCGUGCGCCGCUUCAAGAUGAAGGACGACGUCAAGGUCUACAGCUUCGCCGGGAUGGGGUGCAGCGCCGGCACGGUGGGCAUCGACAUGGCGGCGCGGCUGCUGCGCGUGCAGUGCCGCCCGGGGUACGCGCUGGUGGUGGUGACGGAGAACACCAGCCUCAACUGGUACUUCGGCAACAACAAGCACAUGCUGGUGACCAACUGCAUCUUCCGCGUGGGCAGCGCGGCGGCGCUCAUCACCGACGUGCCCGCGCGCCGGGCCGACGCCAAGUACGAGCUGCUGCGCACGCUGCGGACGCACCAUGGCGCCGACGACGCGGCGUACAACGCCGCCGUGCAGAUGGAGGACGAGGACGGCGGCGUGGGCGUGGCGCUCACCAAGGACCUGGUGCGCGUCGCCGGCGCCGGCCUUCGCAGCCACAUCGCCACCCUCGCGCCCUACGUGCUCCCUGUCUCCGAGCUGCUCAGGUACGUGUACCGGGUGGCGUGGGCGUACAGCGGCGGCAACCCCAAGGCGGCGGCGGCGCUGGUGCCGGACUUCCAGCGCGCGUUCGAGCACAUGUGCAUCCACUCCGGCGGCAAGGCGGUGAUCGACACGGUGGCGAAGCUGUUGGGGUUCGCGCCGGCGGUGGUGGAGCCCGCGCGCGCGACGCUGCACCGCUUCGGCAACACCUCCAGCAGCCUCGUCUUCUACGAGCUGGCCUACUUCGAGGCCAAGCGCCGCGUCCGCGCCGGCGACCGCCUCUGGAUGCUCGCCUUCGGCACCGGCUUCAAGGCCUGCAGCGUCGUCUGGCGCGCGCUCCGCGACUCCGGCCCCGACGCCGACAACCCCUGGAACGGCUGCGCGCACCGCUACCCCGCGGCAUUGCCGGUGCCCACCCCGCGCAGGCAGAACUACCAACCCCAGCCCGAGCAGCACCAGCAGCAGCAGCAGCAGCAAGAGGAGCAGAAGAAGCUGUGA
This is a messenger RNA of Triticum turgidum subsp. durum (durum wheat), 1443 nucleotides long. The record is from the annotation of a GenBank genome assembly. NCBI's taxonomy places the organism in Eukaryota, Viridiplantae, Streptophyta, Magnoliopsida, Poales, Poaceae.